Molecule: messenger RNA, 1750 nt
Organism: Cyphomyrmex costatus
Lineage: Eukaryota; Metazoa; Arthropoda; Insecta; Hymenoptera; Formicidae
Gene: CCT6
Product: chaperonin containing TCP1 subunit 6
Exons: 7
Coding region: 98-1693 (531 amino acids)
Biological process (GO): protein folding
Molecular function (GO): ATP-dependent protein folding chaperone; ATP hydrolysis activity; ATP binding
Source: RefSeq, a predicted model, not a curated record
UUUAUCAGAUUAAAACUGUAGGUCGAAAGUGUGCUGAUUGUGUGGCUGCGGAAGCGUGACACCCGAAGAUACAAGAAAACGAGAAUAGUUCGCGAGAAUGGCAGCGAUUAGUUUAUUGAAUCCGAAGGCCGAAUUUGCCCGGGCGGCGCAGGCUUUGGCGGUGAACAUUUCCGCCGCGAAGGGUAUUCAGGAUGUGAUGAGGACCAAUUUGGGGCCCAAAGGAACCAUGAAAAUGCUGGUUUCUGGAGCUGGAGAUAUAAAAAUCACUAAGGAUGGUAAUGUGCUUCUUCAUGAAAUGCAAAUUCAACACCCUACGGCAUCUCUGAUAGCAAGAGCAUCUACCGCUCAGGAUGAUAUGACUGGCGAUGGUACAACCAGUACUGUACUGGUCAUUGGUGAACUUCUGAAACAAGCUGAUUUAUAUAUAGCAGAAGGACUGCAUCCCAGAAUGCUCACAGAUGGUUUUGACUUAGCUCGUGCUAAGGCAUUAGAAAUCUUAGACUCAAUGAAAAUUGCAAUUGAGUGUAAUAAGCAGAGCUUAUUAGAUAUUGUGAGAACUUCACUUAGAACAAAAGUUCACCAUACAGUGGCUGAUAAAUUAACUGAGAUCUGCGUGGAUGCUGUACUAGCUAUUAAGCAGCAGGACAAAGAAAUCGAUUUGCACAUGAUUGAAUUGAUGGAAAUGCAACAUAGAACAGCGGAUGAUACUACUCUGAUUCGUGGCAUAGUUACUGAUCAUGGAUCCAGACAUCCAGAUAUGCCGAAAAGACUAGAGAAUGCAUAUAUUUUGACCUGUAAUGUAAGCCUGGAAUAUGAGAAAAGUGAGGUAAAUAGUGGAUUCUUUUACAAAUCGGCAGAAGAACGCGAAAAAUUAGUGGCUGCUGAACGCGUGUUCAUCGAUAAUCGUGUGAAAAAGAUUAUCGAAUUGAAGAAGAAGUUGUGUGAUGGAACGGAUAAAUCAUUUGUCGUGAUAAAUCAAAAAGGAAUCGAUCCAUCAUCUCUUGAUAUGCUCGCGAAAGAGAAUAUUAUGGCUUUACGCAGAGCCAAGCGUAGAAACAUGGAACGUCUAGCACUCGCAUGUGGUGGCAUAGCUAUGAAUUCUGUGGAAGAUCUGAAAGAAGAGCAUCUGGGAUGGGCCGGUCUUGUGUAUGAACAUGUUUUGGGAGAAACUAAAUAUACUUUUAUAGAAGAUUGCAAAAAACCAAAUUCUGUAACUAUUUUAUUGAAGGGACCUAAUAAAUUUACAUUGGAACAACUCAAAGAUGCCGUACGUGACGGACUUAGGGCAAUAAAAAACGCUAUCAAUGAUCGUGCGAUUGUUCCCGGAGCUGGAGCCUUUGAGGUUGCAGUUAGUCAAGCUCUUCAACAGUACAAGGAGCAAGUGAAAGGAAAGCAACGUUUGGGAGUACAGGCCUACGCCGAGGCUUUACUCGUCAUUCCGAAAACUCUUGCCGUUAAUAGUGGAUUUGAUCCGCAAGACACAAUCGUUAAGUUAUUUGAGGAAAGUUCUGCUUUAAAAGAACCAGUAGGAUUGGAUCUGUCUACAGGGGAAGCUUUAAAACCCGCAGAUGCUGGCGUUUAUGACAAUUAUAAUGUAAAAAAACAAAUCAUCAAUUCUUGCACGAUAAUCGCCAGUAAUCUCCUUCUGGUUGAUGAAAUAAUGAGAGCAGGAUUAUCUUCUCUGAAGAGUUAAAUUAUAAUAUAAUUCUUAUGGAAUUAAAAGUUUAAUGACCACUAAUAGUUUUUUUAC